Wallemia ichthyophaga EXF-994 is the source of this 2217-nucleotide messenger RNA. Its product is annotated as putative tubulin--tyrosine ligase PBY1. Gene Ontology annotation, cellular component: P-body. The record is from RefSeq and is a predicted model, not a curated record. The transcript is spliced from 8 exons. Gene Ontology annotation, biological process: protein modification process. Bases 1 to 2217 code for a protein of 738 amino acids. NCBI's taxonomy places the organism in Eukaryota, Fungi, Basidiomycota, Wallemiomycetes, Wallemiales, Wallemiaceae.
AUGUCACUCACUGCUUUUGUUAACUUCCCCUCGGAAUACACGCAAGCUGCUGUGAUUAGAGGAUUCAAGAAAUAUCUACCGGAUGUUCUUCUUAUUACAGAUAAGCCUACGGAGAAGUUACAGAUACAGUAUGCAGAUUACGACUUGAUUGAAUUCGAUUGGCUGAUGCAAGAUACAAGUAACUGUAUUGGUUCUAGUUAUUGUUUCCGCAAAGCUCUUACGCGUAAAAACUUUCUUCAUCAAACUAUCGAGGCUUACUUGGCUAAGAUGGAGCAUAGACUGUCUGUAAAUGCCGUCGAUCGUUCCGAAGAAGCCAAUGUGGAUUUAUUGCGCAAUGCGAUGCCAAAAUGCUGGACAAUAGAUGUCGCUCAUUCGGAGGAUCUUGAUGAGGUGCUAAUGGAUGAGCUCUACGAUCUUCGUGAAAAGUUGUCCCAAGAGGGCGAUCAUUGGUUCAUUCUCAAGCCUGCAAUGGCUGAUCGUGCCAAUGGUAUCAGGCUCUUCAACAGUGAAGACAGUCUUCGUGAAAUUUUUGCAGAAUUCGAUAGUGAUUCAGAAGAUGAAGGGGAAGAUGAAGAUGACGAUAACCACUCAGAUGAAUACUCUACUGCUGUGUCUACAUCGCAGCUCAGACAUUUCGUUAUACAGGAAUACUUAUCGAACCCACUUCUAAUAGAUCCAACGGGAAACCAGCAGUCAUUCCACAAGUUCCACUUGAGAGCUUAUGUUUUGUGUGUCGUAGGUGAUAAUUUUGAACAAGUUGUGUCAGGUCGUUUUAACUUGAAAGUACUACAGGGAAGCAUAAAAGUGUACAUGCCAAAGUCUAUCCUAGCAUUAUUUGCAUCUCAGUCUUACAAAAAUCCAGAUGAAGAUCAAAGCCUAUUAUCUCACCUCACAAACUCAUGCUUACAGGGCUCGAAUAUGGAUAGGGAUAAAUUUGUGAAAUCACUGCAAGAGCUAGAGGGGUGUUAUACUAAUAGUGGUACGCAAAUUACGUCUGAUCAGAUAAACAGGUGGUUGGAUAGUGCAUCCAAGGUAAUCGGUCAGGCUGUCAAAGGUGCUGUUGAGUCUGCGUCAGUACACUUCCAGCCUCUGCCUAAUGCAUUUGAGAUAUACGGAGUUGAUUUGUUGGUCACAGAUAAGGAUGAGGUCAAGCUGCUGGAAUUCAACGGAUGUCCUGAUUUCGGACAGACUGGUGAUAGGUUGGCAUGGAUAGUGGAUUAUGUUGUUGAUGCGUCGUUCGAGAGUGCUCUACUGGAACUUCUCGGUCGACAAUCGGCGCAUGAUCAUCAGGAAACUGUCAAAUGUCUAGAUUUUGAGUUUAAGAGAGGCUGGUCUGGAGGUGUUCGCUCUGUCAACCCAUUCGCUCUUCUUUCAGAAGACGGUGACGCUCCACGUGCUUCAGCUCCUGCUCCAGCACCUGCAGCUGCCCCAGCACCAGCACCUGCUCAACAGCAAAAGCCACGUACUCAACAGAAGCCACGCACUCAAAAGGGUGGUAAGGACUCUGGCAGAGAAGACAAUGAGCCAUCAGAGCGUGCCCCUCGUGGUGAGCGUGGUGCUAAGCGUACCCGUCCAGCCAAGACCCCAGGUAACGCAGGUGGUCAACGUAAAGGCCGCCAAUUCGACCGUCAAUCACAAACUGGUCGUACUGACUCCCAGAAGCAAAAGUCUUCUUGGGGUGGUGAAGACGGUCAAAAGGAGCUCGCAACUGAAGAAGCUGGCAAAAAGGAUGCCACUACUGAAGGUGCUGAGACUGUUCCAGGCACUCCUGCUGAACCAAAGGAGCCAGAAGACUCAACCAAGACUUUAGACGAGUACCUCGCUGAGCGUGCUUCAAAGAAGCUUGACAUUGGUGCUCCUCAAGUUCGUAAAGCCAACGAAGGCUCAGACACUGUCACCGGCGUUCAACUUCUCCGUAACUCAAACGAGGAAGAAAACUACUUUGUUGCUCCAAAGACUCAACCAAAGGAGCCAAAGGCAAAGUCACAAAAGUCUGGCAAGGUUCACAUCGAGAUUGAUGGUCAAUUCGCUAAGGCUGAGUCCGAGCGUAGACCAAGAAACACAAACGGUAGAGGUCCUCCUCGCGGUAAAGGCCGUGGUCCUGCACCUGCUGCUGCUGGCAAGCCUCGUGGUGGUCCAAAGGGUGGUAACCGUCAAAACGCUGCUGGUGCUAACGUCAACCUUAACGACGAGAAGGCUUUCCCAACUCUUGCUUAA